Bombyx mori (domestic silkworm) is the source of this 5336-nucleotide messenger RNA. RefSeq names its product beta-alanine-activating enzyme (gene Aasdh). The record is from RefSeq and is a predicted model, not a curated record. Lineage: Eukaryota; Metazoa; Arthropoda; Insecta; Lepidoptera; Bombycidae. Bases 261 to 3158 code for a protein of 965 amino acids. Gene Ontology annotation, molecular function: protein binding. The transcript is spliced from 6 exons. Gene Ontology annotation, biological process: amino acid activation for nonribosomal peptide biosynthetic process.
AAAAAACUAUGGUACAGAAAAAUAAACACAAACAAAAAUUUCAUAAAAAAAAAUAUUUAUUUAUUAAUUUUGAAUUUAAUGUAGAAGAGGUCAUAGACAUAGAUACAUAAUACUCACAAUAUUUUUAUCAGAAGUUACAUAGCAAAAAGUAGUUUUGAUAGACACAAUCAUAAUUUUCAACUAGGACCACCACUUAAAUCAAAUGAAAUCUAAGAUAAUUAUAUGAAAUUUUUUAAAGAUGAAAUUUAAACUAUCUAUAAAUGGUGACAAUGAAUCGCAGUUAUUAUGAUGUUUUUAUGCGAACUUGCGCGAGAAGUCCCGGUAACGUUGCCAUUAGACAAUACGAAUGCGGAAAAUAUCAUACAUAUACUUAUUCAGAAUUAUACGGAGUCUGCGAAUACGUGUCGCAGAACUUGCAACAGUUAAAAUGCAACAAAGGUGUCAUAGCAUUGGUUUCGGAAAAGAAUGCAAUCAUACCUUCGGUUAUAGCAGCGGCACACAAAUGUUGUACCUCUUUUAUAUUUUUGAAUUCUCCUCAAGACAUAGAGAUUAUUACUGGGAAAAUCAAAUUGUCUGCAGUAAUUGUGAUCAACAAAAACAGAGAUAAUGUUCAAUUGGAAUUAUUUGGAAAAAAACCUGACACAACAGCUUCAAUGUUUGAUUUGAACAUACUCUUCUACAGUUGUGAUACUACUGCUGAAAAUAAUUUUGUAUCUCAACACUCAUUUAUAGCAACAACCUCAGGCAGCACCGGGGAACCUAAGCACAUACAAGUGCCAAUACAAUGCCUACAACCAAACAUUGAUGAUUUAACUAAACUAUUUAGCAUUACCUCAAAAGAUGUUAUCUAUUUUUCAACUCCACUGACCUUUGAUCCAUCUAUGGUUGAAAUAUUACUUGCAUGUACAAAUGGAGCAUCACUUCUUAUUGCACCAGACCUCACAGAAGUAUUAUUUCAUGAGGACAAUGACAAUUCUGUAACAUUCUGGCAGACAACACCAUCAAAAUUUUUUCAACAUUCUAAUGAAAAUAUCAAGAAUAAAAUAUUAUGUGCUAGAUCUACACUCAAAGUGUUGGCUUUAGGAGGUGAACCGCUUAAUGGAAUUAAAAUACUGAAAGAGCUAAAACAUAAGAAUAAUAAAACUAGAAUAUUCACAUUAUAUGGAGUUACAGAGAUGUCAUGUUGGGCAAGUGUAGCAGAACUUGAUCUAAAUAAAGUUACUACAGGAGACAAGGAAGUGCCAUUGGGAAACUGCCUAUCGGAAACAGAAUUAUUUGUUCAACCUCAUGAGAAAAAUAAUACUAUGGGUAAAAUUAUAUUGGCUAGCAAAACAAGAAAAUGUAUUCUUCUUAAUAGAAAGAAUGGAAACAAAGAAGAAAAUAGUAUAAAGUUUAUUGACACAGGUGACAUUGGUGAGAUAAGGAAUGGGACUGUGUUUUAUAGAGGCCGUGUAGAUGACACAAUAAAAAGAUUUGGUCAUAAAAUCAAUUUACAUUCUAUAGAAUCUACUGUGAUGCAGUGUCCAAGAGUAAGGUCUUGUUCAUGUGUGUGGCUGCAAACCCCUCUCCUCCUCAUUGUAUACUUCUCAGCUGAAACAUUGAGCAGUCAGGAAUUAUUGGACUUCCUUAAAUGUAAGCUUGAUGAAAAAUACUGGCCAGAUAAGGUGAUCAGAGUGGAUACUUUGCCUACUAAUGCUCAUGGAAAGACUUCUAAAGAAAUCCUAGUCAAUAUCUAUAAAAAAUCAAACAUACUACAAAAUGUGGAAAAUAUCAAAUCAUAUCUUUUUAAAGAAUUAAAGGCUUUAGUAAAUAAAGAUUUGAAUUAUGAAGAUCUUCAAAGUAAAAGUUUUUUUUCACUUGGUGGUACGUCAUUCCUAGCAGUAACAAUUUGCAAUAAACUUUCAUUAACUUUCCCUGAAGUAGGAAAACAUAUUUUACCACAUUUAUUAUCACAUAAUAAAAGUAUUGGUGAUGUUUUAAAAACUAUUACCCAAGACACAAACUGCUUAGAAAAUAAAUUCAAAAAGAGUAUCAAAAGAAACCGAUCUACAAGCAGCCAUGGUGAAAAUAGCAUAUCUUACAAAAAAGGUGCCGGUGGCAUUAGAAAUUCUAAUACAGUGGAGUUUGUUGUCCAAUGGACUUUUGAUACUGGGAAAUGUGUUGAUGCUUCUCCUGCACUCUAUAAAAGUGAAAGUGUGCUGUAUGUCACCGUCGGGAGCCACUCAGGAAAAAUCGUGGUUAUGAACGCUAACACCGGUUUUAUACAAGGUCUGAUUAAGUUGAAAUCACGAAUUGAAGCUCCGAUCCUGUGUGUGCACGAUGAAUGCGUGACAUCACCUUGCGGCGUUGUUGGCACAUACGAUGGUACUGUGAUCUGCUUUCUUCUCGAAAAUUGCUCAGUAAUAUGGCAAAUCAAUGUUGGUUCCAUGAUUAAAAGUAAAGCAACAUACUGUAAAGGAGUUUUAUACAUUGCAUCAUAUGAUGGUAACAUACGAUGCAUUGACAUCUUGACUAGUACCAUUAAAGAAACAGUACAUGUCUCAGACCAAGCAAUAUCAGCAGAUCUAGUCUUAGCUAAAAAUGAAUUCAUUCUCUUCGGUACACUUUCUGGUGUGUGUGCUUGUUUGCACGUCAAUACCAAGACUAUUAUUUGGCAAGGUUCCUUGAAAGGUCCCAUUUUCGCAUGUCCUGUACUAUAUGAUAAUGACAAGUAUGUAAUUUUUGCUGAAGUAAAUGGAGAAAUACAUUGCAGGACUGUAGAAAAGGGUAUUAAGAUAUGGACAUACAAUGGAGCAAAAGGAAACAUAUUUUCAUCAUUAUGUGUAAAAGAAAUAAAUAAAUUUAAGUGGCAGAUGUACUUUGGAUGUCAUGACAAUAAUGUCUAUAGUGUUAACAUUACAAAUUUUCAACCAAGCUUGCACUGGAAGACAAGAGUUAGUUCCCCUGUUUACUCAACACCAACUAUAUUCAAUGAUAAAUUAAUAUUGGCUGCCUCUACUGAUGGAAAGUUGUGGGUAAUUCAUUCAGAGCUUGGAACUGUAACUGCCCAGUACCAAUUACCAGGAGAAACAUUUUCUUCUCCCAUAAUAUGUGAUGAUCAUGUAUUUAUUGGCUGCAGGAAUGAUCUCUUAUACAGUCUCAAAAUUGAUACAAAAUAAGAUGUAUUAUAGCUAUAUAUUAGAUAUGAGUCGACUAUUAUCAAAGGCGGCAAUCUGACUUUUGGACAAUGAUUGGUAAAUCAGAAAAACGAAUUAUUGACUUUGUAUUCCAUUGGCAGUCACAAAACUCUUCGGAACGACAUCUUAGAUAAAUAACAGGUUAACUAUUAACCUUUAUUUAAAUCAGGUUUUGAACCGUAUUCUUUGAAGGAGACGAUUAUAUUCAAAUAAAUCUGUAUUGACAUAUCAAUAAAAAAAAUUUGUCCAAAUGUACAGAUUGCCACCUUUGAUAAUAGAAGACUCAUAUGUACAAAAUAGAAAAUUGUUGUCAUACUUUUGUUUUGAAAUAAAAUAAAAAAAUUAUUGUUUUCAUAAUGUAACUUUAUUUAUGAUCUUACACAAUUAAAAUAAUGAGCAUUCAUAAUUUUGAAAGAUUACACAAAUUAUAUUAAGGUUAUUGCUGCAUCAAUAAAUGUACCAUAUUGGAAUGCAUAUCAGUUACAAAAUAACAUAUAAACAGCUUUUAACUUGUGCAGACCAACUCAACACUGAUAAAUAUUAAAGAUAAAAAUAGCAACCACCCAACUAUAUUCUGAAAUUAUUCUUUAGUUUUAAUACUUAGUGCAAAUAAUAUUUUCUUUUCAUUUAAUGAAACUGGUUAAAUGUAGACCAUAAACUUCUCAAUUACUUAAAUAUGAAGUAUUAUAAAGUAACAAUUCAUUGAGGUUUUUCCUUAAAUAAACAGUUGAAUAACAAGCAGUAUACAUAUUAUUUUUUCAUGAGACCUCUCAGUUAUUUACUGAUCCUCUUCACCAAGUUCCAGCUUGACUUUAGAGAAAUCAAAUUCUUCCCCAGUACCAUGUUUAUAAAUUUUAAGCACAUCCAGACAAGUUGUUUCAAAGUGUGUGGUGGCAUCAUAAGAUUCCGAAAUAAAUAUUUGGCUUUGGCUACCAUCAUCGAUUGGCUCAUAAUAGUCAGUCACUGAUACAAACUUUUGCCUAAUGGCACCCAAAAGAGCCAAACCAGGUCUGAUUUCAGAUUCAGGAUCAUUGGUCUCAACAGUAGUAGAGACCAUAGCAAUAAACCAACCCUUAGCUGCAACCUGGUGAGUGUAGGACACAACCGACACAUAGAUAUCAGAAUUCCUCUCAACUUGUUUUUGAGGGAUUAUAAUCUGAGUGGAAAGUGCAUCCUUGGUGUUAGAAAUGGGAUGAUCUAAUAGACAAAUGCAUCGUAUCACCUGACCCUUCUUACGGACACGGUCAGGGACAUAGCUUGGGUCACAAUAAACCUGCUUACACUUGGCAGUUUCAUUGCCAGAGCGAACACCAACCACUUUUCCAUCCUCUCCCAAGACAAUCUCAUCUAUGGGUUUGUCCAACAUAUAGGUUCCUCCAUAUAUAGCAGAAAGGCGAGCAAAGCCUUGAGGAAGUUCUCCCAAUCCAUACAAUGGGUAAAGGUAAGGAGACUUACCAUACUUCGCUAGUGAAUCAGAAUACAACUUGAUGCGGCGAAUGGUCUGGAUAGCAGGCUGUUGCAAAUAAUUAUCAUCCAAAUAAAGGGCAAGAGCAUGUCCAGUGAAAUCUUGGGUGUUUCUAUCUAACCCAAACUUAUCGUACAGCGACUGCAUGUUUGCAGUUGAGGGAUCAAAAUCCUUCCAUGUCUUGGCAUCUUCUUCCUGGAAAUCUUGAACGUAGAUUAAGAAGUUGCGGAAACGCCUCUUCUCAAACAUGCCCAUAAGAUCAGACGCAAGAGCUUCUUUCUGAUCGACAGGUACUUUGGAGAUUUUUCCACCUUUGUAAACAUAACUUCCUUCGAUGGACUUAAACUCCAAGUACCGGGUGACGCCCGUGUGAAUAAGCAAUUUGACUAGCAAUCCAUUAGCCAUCAGAAACUUAGGAAUCAAGUCAACGUUCCAGUCUCGACCUCGACCGUAUGUUUCAUCAGGUGCCGGUGCGUUGAACUUAGCGAACAGCUCCUCUAACGGGGUAAUUGACGCAGAUUCACCACCGUAGUACUUAUUGCGAUCGAUGUGCAAAACCUUCUUCCCAGAAACCGACAACAUGCCGCUUAAAAUACAUUCUUUUAAGCCUGUUCCCAGGACAAUCACAUCGUAUUCUUCAUCCAUUAUGAUAGUGUAAAAGAUCAACUCGAUUUAACCAACUACUGCUGAAGAAA